CGCUCCCCGCGUGUGUGUGCCCGCCCCGCCCGCGCCCCCACGCCCGCACCCGCGCCCCGCCACGCCCGCCCCGCCGCGCCGCCCCCCCGCCGCGCCGCCCCGCCCCGACUCUCUAACAUUGGCCGGGUAAUUGUGUGUCUGGAUGGCAACCACUGACUGUUUGAAAUGGCGAGGGGAGGCAGGCGCGUGUGUGUAUUGAGAAGCUGGAGCAAGGACACCUGUAGUUAGCAGUGGAGUGUACCUGCUGACUGCCUGCUGAGUGGCUGAGGUUGUCCAGCGGCCACACCACCUCUCAUAGUCAGCAGAGGGAGGAGAGUGCACCAGCUUCAUCUUUGCUCCUGUUACACCACUCAAGGUCCUCAGUGGCUGGUGUGUGCGUAUGUAUGUGUGUGUACCCUCAAAGCCGUCGGUUGUGAAAUGUGCGCGAGAAAGCUGAAUCCCUUGUAGUUGUGUGUGUUUGUGAGUGUGUGGACCUUUGAGUGAGUUUAAGAGACAGAGAGAGAAUGAGUGAGUGAAAAAAGAAUUGCAAGAAAGAAGCAGAAAAAGAAGAGAGAAACAGCAUUAAAAUAGGUAAAGAAGAAGAGGAGAAGACAAGCAUCAAACACAGUGAAGAAGAAAAAGAGGAGGAAGAAGAAAGUUGACUGGAGAAAAAAUAAAAAAGGACUAAGAAGAGCAGUGUUUUGAGGAGGAGAGGAAGAGGAAGAAGAGCUGUGAGAAGAGUACAAAAACAAGAGGAAGGAAGAAGAGGCUGAGGAAGAAGGGAGCUCUUAGAAGAGAAGGAAGAGGAGUGUUGUGGCUUGCCUGGUGUGUGGUCAUGCACCAAAAUGGACAUUCCUCUUGACCUGAAGCUGUUCAUGAACAAUGCCACACAGAAGGUGUACAAGUGUGACCAGUGCAAUGCCUCCUACAGUGACAAGUCCUACUUCGACCUACACAAGCAGACCCACCAGAAGACAGGAGGGAACAGUGGUGGAGCGGGUGGCGACGGCGGGGGUGGAGGGAGCACGGAUGAGGGCGGCAGCAAUGGCGAGGGUGGCGGCGGGGCGGAGGAGCUGCCCACCACGGUGCAGAUAGUGAUGCCCGCACCGGCACACCAGCAGGACCAGGUGUUGCAGCAGGACCAGCAGCAGCAGCUCACGGCCUACAAGCGUGCCUAUGGGGGAGAGCUGCACCAGAUAUACGAGAUCGCCCCGUCAACGCGGUACCAAGUGGUGACCUCCGGCACCCCCCACGUGCUGACGGCUGUGACCUUGGCCUCCCUGCCCAGCCAGGUCACCACGCUGCCGAACUACACCAGCACGCCCACCUAUGUGCUGGCCGAACAGGCGCUGCCGCAGGGAAUCACCGCCGUCACCGCCGCCGCCCCGGGCCAGCGAACCGCCACCUUGACCUCCUUGCACCAGGACCACCACCACCACCACCAGGACCACCAGCAGCAGCAAGUUACUGUACAGCAACAACAGCAACAGCAGGCCACCAUACAGCAGGUCACUGUACAACAACAACAGCAGCAGCAGACCACAGUCCAGCACCACACCCAGCAGCAGCAACAACAGCCUCAGCAGCAGCAGCAGCAGCAGCGGCUGGUGAUCGCGCUGGAGCCCAAGGAGCGGCCGUACAAGUGUGACCAGUGCACGGCCUCGUUCAUCGACCCCGGGGAGCUGGCGGAGCACAAGAAGAAGCACAGCGGGGACGGACCCUUCACCUGCGAGGACUGCCACUUCACCUUCAUGUACAAGAGUCACUUCCGCAGCCACAAGACUCGCUGCCUCAAGAAGCGCGCCCUCAUGCCCCACGCCCCCAAGCCCAUCCUCAACCCCGGCCCCAUCAAGCGGCAGUUCCCCACACACCACAACAAGACACACAACCAACACCACCACAACCAGCACCAACAGCAGCAACAACAACAGCAACAGCAGCAGCAACAGCAGCAGCAGCAGCAGCAACAGCAGCAACAGCAGGCCAUCACCACCCCCACCACCCAGCACCACCACCACACCUCCAACAACACUCGCAGCAGCAGCCGGGUGGGCAGCCACCACAACACCAGGCAGUCUGGGGGCUCUGGGGGCGGCAGCAGUGGUGGCAACGCAGCCACUGCCACCUCCUUCAACCCCAACAACCCGUCGUUCAAGCGUCAGCGCAAGGAGCAGCGUCAGGACCGGCCAUUCGAGUGCAGCGACUGUGACGCAUCCUUCCAGACGGCUCAGGACCUGCAGACCCACAAGGCCAAGCACACCGGCGAGGGGCCCUUCAAGUGUGAGGAGUGUCGCUUUGUCUUCCUCUACCGCAAGCUGUACGAGGCUCACCGCCGCCGCUGUGAGAAGAAACGCAAGGACCCCCAGCAGGUGCAACAACAACAGCCGCAGCAACAACAAUCUCAGCAGCAGCCACAGCUGGUGCAGAUACAAAGCCAGGCCUUGCAGCAGCAGCAGCAAGUGUCAGUAUCAGCAGGAGGUGCUGGCCAAGCCCAGGUGGUGCAGACUGCUUCAGGCCAGCAGGUACAGAUCCAUGGUGGGCGAGCCACCUUGUCUGGCACACCAACCACUGUGCAGCUGUCCGGCCCCAUACAGAUCCAGACCAUGGCGGGCCACCCCCAGCAUGCUGCCGUGAUAGACAUGCGCUCCCUCCAGCAGCAGAGUGGCCAGGGGGGCCAGGGGGGGCAGACGGUGCAACACCUGCAGCACCCAACACUCAUAGAGCAGGUGAUCCACGUGACGCAGGUGCCCAGCGGCUCCCUGGGCGGCGGGCGGCAGGAGAUCAAGUACGACCUUGUGCCUGCCACAGUGGACGUGGCCGACGUCAACCAGAUAAUGAACCUCAUCAAGGUGAAGGGACACCCACAGUAGUGUUGGCCACGGGAUGUGUGGAGACACCCAGACCAGUAGUGUGGCAGUGAUGAGAAACACAGCAGUGGUGGUGGUGGUGGACAACACCCUCAGAACACUAGACAGACCCCUCAAAGUGAUGUUAUAUAGUGGUGAAUAGUGCAAAUGUGAUGGUGGUGAUGAGCCUCCAUUGCCUUCCCCCUGCUUCGCCCACACCCGCACAGGACAUGUACAGGAGUGUGUACCGUUUUAAACAUGUUCAUGUGUGCGUGUGUGUAGCAGCUGGGAUCGACCACACACAGAUAACAAAACUGUUUCCGUCUACACAUUUAUCGAAAGAAAACUCGGUACUGGACUUGAGAAGACACACAUAAUAGUGUUAAAAAUUAUGAUGGUAGCGGAUAAUGGUAACAGUAAUGAUAACAACUGAAGAAAAUGUUUGAUGCGACUCAGAAGAAAACAAACUGUUAAAUAAUUUGUUUACCUCCGAUGGUGGCUGCCCUUGCCCUCCCCUCCCCCCCUACCCUGCCCUUAAAAAUCCCCCUCUAACUCCCCGCCCCUUUAUCAGUGCCAGGAUAUAUGCAGCAAUCACAGCAGUGCCACAGCGUCGGGCACUCCACAGCCACAUUAGUCUAUUUUUUUUAUUGUUCCUUAACAUGUAAGUUACGUUAAGACGAGUAAAGACCAGAAAGUAA
Eriocheir sinensis (Chinese mitten crab) is the source of this 3523-nucleotide messenger RNA. RefSeq names its product GATA zinc finger domain-containing protein 10-like. Gene Ontology annotation, cellular component: nucleus. Bases 825 to 2849 code for a protein of 674 amino acids. Lineage: Eukaryota; Metazoa; Arthropoda; Malacostraca; Decapoda; Varunidae. The record is from RefSeq and is a predicted model, not a curated record. The transcript is spliced from 3 exons.